AUGACCUACUUCGAACAGCAAGCCCUAACCACAUCACCAUCCAAUCUAUUUGCUGGUACAAAACAAGGCCAAAACCCAACCCUGCUACUACAUCUUAACCAACAACACCCCCGAGUACAGUUCACCAUCGAAACAGAAAAGGACAACCAACUACCCCUCCUAGAUGUCCUCGUCUCCAGAAGCCCAACAAACAGAAUCCAAACCAGUGUCUACCGGAAGCCCACCCACACCGACCAGUAUAUCCACUUCAACUCCAUCCACCCCCUUAGAACCAAGACUGGCAUCGUCUCUACCCUCACCAAACGAGCCAUCAACCUUUCGUCUGCUGGCCCCAAACUUGAGAUCGAACACCCCCGCCAAGUCUUCACCCACCUCAACAAUCAUCCAUCCAAUCCCGUCGACAAAGUCAUCAUCUCUGUACUCCAUCCCACACCCAGAACUGCCACCCUUAAACCCGAAUCAGCGCCCUUCCGCAUCGCCCUUCCGUUCAUAGAAAAAGCCUCCCACAUCAUCAGCCGCCUCCUCAAACACAAUCUCAUUAACAUCAGAUCUCAGUUCUCGCUACCGCAAAGCAAAGUUAAGAUCUGA
This is a messenger RNA of Haliotis rufescens (red abalone), 588 nucleotides long. RefSeq lists its product as uncharacterized. The record is from RefSeq and is a predicted model, not a curated record. Lineage: Eukaryota; Metazoa; Mollusca; Gastropoda; Lepetellida; Haliotidae. The coding region runs from base 1 to 588 and encodes 195 amino acids. The transcript has a single exon.